Messenger RNA from Lindgomyces ingoldianus, 4500 nucleotides. RefSeq names its product DNase I-like protein. The transcript is spliced from 5 exons. The coding region runs from base 454 to 4074 and encodes 1206 amino acids. The record is from RefSeq and is a predicted model, not a curated record. Lineage: Eukaryota; Fungi; Ascomycota; Dothideomycetes; Pleosporales; Lindgomycetaceae. Gene Ontology annotation, biological process: phosphatidylinositol dephosphorylation. Gene Ontology annotation, molecular function: protein binding; phosphatidylinositol-4,5-bisphosphate 5-phosphatase activity.
CUUUAGUCUCCAGCUGGCCUUUGCCCUCCCUCGUCGUCGCAACACUCCCUCCCUGCCCUCGGUGCGACCUUCGACCCUCCUGGACUGUGGCAGGUGCUCCCCCCGGACCACCACGCGCUGAAACACUCCUGCUCGGCUGCUAAUAGACAUUCCCCGCCGAAUCCGGUAUCCAGUCCUGUCAAGCAUUCUUAACAUAUCGCACGCCUUCACAACGCUCUUCACGGUCGCUUUGCUGUCUGGACAGGCGUGGCGCAUCUUUCACUGCUAUUCUUCCUCGGACAUUCGCUGCAUCUUCACCGCCGCGGACCCCCCGCGCUACAUGUCCUCUUCGUGGCCCAAGAUACCCGUCAUUCUUUCACACUUCUGCGCUGGCCUCAAUGGUGCUUGCUUCUGGCCGGUCGGUGAGCAUAUAUAAACUCGAGCCUGGAGUUGGUUGACGAGGAGGCUUCCAACAUGGACCGCCCCACCGAGGAGAGCACCGAUGGCUCCUCGAUCAAGCCCGUCUCCUCUCUCCGGAGCCAUUUCGAGAAUAUGCUAAACGCAAACAAAUCCCCCGUCGCAGCUUCUCCAAGACAGGCCUCGCCGUGCGCCGCUGACCGCCUCACCAUGCCCGAGGACCACCGGAGGACGGAGGGGAGGACGUCGCUUGACAUCCCAAGGGAGAAUGGGUCACGGGCCUCAACACCUCAGAAUGCAGACUUCAGCGGGGCUGGUCUGGCAACCCCGCGGGGAAGAACCCUCCGCACCCCGUGGAGCAACCCACGAUCACGACCUACUUCAAUGGUGGCCCUCUCUCCCCCGAGGUCGCCCACCAGCAGAUCGCCCCCAAAGGUCAUGGUGCAGUCUCCGCGAUCUCCGCCUAAGCAUUCUGAAUCGCACAUCCACUCCCCCACUCCUUCCCGGACUUUCUCUCAUACGGCCCUGGAUCCCGCCGGACACGGAGCGUCGCCGCAGUCCAAUGGAGCGAAGACUUUUAAGAUCCCCAGUCGGAAUGCUACUCCUGCAAUCGAGUCAAAACAAAUCCCAUUUCUGCCCCCUAAUGCUGUGGCUGCCACGCCUGCCGAACCCCGCAAAAGCAGCGCCUUGGACCGUGAGCUUAGUCCCAGGUCACUGCCAGUGAAUUCUACCCCCUCAGCUCCUCCGCCUAUAAACCGUGCUGGCAAACCUAAGAUAUUAGGCAAAUAUCCGGCUGUUGAGUCCGGAACACGGUCAACACUAGCCCCGGACUCUACCACAGAUGGGCUGGAUGAGAGAGUUUCGCCUUUCAGCACUCCACCAAGCAGCAGUGAUAGCAGCAUCAAAGGAGAGUCAUCCCCGCCAGGCAUUCCAGAGCACUCAAAGCCGAAGUUCAAUGGUUCAAGUCGGGACGGUUACUUCCCUCCCCCCCCUAAGCACCAUUCCAUAGCUGAAAAACUCCCCCCUACAGAUGCCCGCGCCAUAGGAACCCAACCUCUGAAGAAGUCUCUGCCGGUCCACACGCAGCCGGUAGGGGACCUGCCCGAAGAUCGCCCUGGCCUACCUCCGCGGCGGGACAAUGUCAGUCUUCGUAAGAGUAUGGUAAUUUCAAGGCCUGUACCUCCCGAACCACCUGUACGACGAUCCAUGGACACCUUCCGACCCACUGCACUUGGCCCGGAUACCAACAGCAAGUUCAUGCCACCUCCCAAACGAACUCAGACGUUCGCAGGUACCAGUGUAUCCACCCUUCAACCCACUCAACAGACCCUACAGCCUCCGAAGCCACCUCCUCCUCGCAAUUCUGGCGAGAUGAAAAGACCCACGCCUGCACAACUCUCCACCCCCUAUAGUUAUGACUCCGAUGAGGAGACUCUUGUGGAUAAACCAGGGCCAGCUCUUGCCGACUAUCCAGAUUCGUCCCAGGCGAAUCGCAGACCGCCGAUUUUUAAGGAUGGGGCCCGCGAAAUUCCAACAAAAUACGAGACGAAACUGUUUGCGAUAUGUGGAGAGUACAUAUGUACAACUGGCUAUGUGACGCGAGUAUGGAGUCUUCUGAACGGCGAAUUGCUGAUGAGUUUAAGUCAUGGAGACACCACCAAAGCUACAUCGGUAGCUUUUAGGCCGGCAAAAGAUGUCGAAGACGAGGGCAAGCGGUUAUGGCUUGGUACGAACAUCGGUGAAAUGCACGAGAUCGACAUACCAACACAAAGCGUGGCGUACACGAAAACAAAUGCACAUCCCCGAUGUUCUAUCAUCAAGAUAUAUCGAUAUGCGUCUGAGAUGUGGUCAUUAGACGAUGAAGGGAAGAUCCACAUAUGGUCUCCCGAUGAAACAGGAUCGCCGACUCUUUCGCAAACACCAAAUACAUUCCGCGUUCCUAAGGGCCAUACAUUCUCCAUAAUAUCGGGUACGCAGCUAUGGAUGGCAUUUGGGAAGGAGAUUCGAGUCUUCCAGCGCACUGGGGACAACAGCUUCUUCCAACAAGGAACUCAAGGCGCUCUAUCACAAUUAAACGUUGGUGAAGUCACCUCUGGAGCAAUAAUCAGCAGUCAGCCCGAUAGAAUUUACUUUGGACACAUUGAUGGGAAGGUCUCUAUCUAUGCUAAGAAGGGAUUCAACUGCUUAGGCGUUGUCAACGUCAGUUUAUACAAGAUCAGCUCACUGGUCGGUGUUGGAGACCAUCUCUGGGCAGGCUAUAUAACGGGGAUGAUCUAUGUAUAUGACACAAGCAGCACGCCGUGGAAGGUAAUGAAAGACUGGCGGGCGCAUGAGAGUGCGAUCGCCGGAAUCAAUGUCGACCGGACGAGCAUCUGGAAACUGGAUCGGUUGCAGGUGGCAUCGCUAGGCAUGGACAAUACGUUACGCAUUUGGGACGGGAUGUUAAGAGAUGAUUGGCUAGAAUCCCAAAUGCAGGAACACGAUGCAGACUAUUGCGAUUUCCGAGAAAUUUCCGCCGUCGUUAUGACAUGGAAUGCAGGUGCAUCAAAACCGACCAGUCUACAGAAGGAUGAACAAAAUCGCAACUUCUUCCGAGAUCUUCUGCAACCUCAAGAUCCGGCGGAUGUUCUUGUCUUUGGGUUCCAGGAGUUGGUGGACCUAGAAGACAAGAAAGUCACAGCCAGGAGCUUCUUUAAGAAAGCUAAAAAGAAGGAUGCGACAGACCACGAGCACAUGAGCCACCAGUAUCGAGCAUGGAGAGACUACCUUGUCCGGUCUCUCGAGGAACGCAUUCCCAAAGAGAACUACACCCUCCUACACACCGCAAAUCUAGUCGGACUAUUCACCUGUAUCUUCAUCAAGACCUCCGAACACCUAAAGGUUCGAGACGUAUGCGCCGCCCAAGUCAAGCUUGGGAUGGGCGGUCUGCACGGCAAUAAAGGCGCUCUUAUCGUCCGGUUUUUCCUCGACGACUCCUCCAUCUGCUUCAUUAACUGCCAUCUAGCAGCAGGCCAAACCCAGACAGUUCAUCGUAACAACGAUAUCGCUGCCAUCAUGGAGGCGGAAGCUUUACCUCGCAACCGCUCUCCAUCUGACCGCGCCGACUUCUUCGUUGGAGGUGGCGAUGGGUCAAUGAUCCUCGACCAUGAAAUAUGCAUCUUAAACGGCGACCUAAACUACCGCAUUGAUGCCAUGCCUCGCAAUACCGUCAUCGAUGCAGUAAAACAAGGUAACCUAGCAAAACUCCUCGAUCGCGACCAGCUCCUCCUCUCUCGAAAACGCAACCCCGGAUUCAGACUCCGCGCCUUCAAUGAAGCUUCAAUCAACUUCGCACCGACGUACAAAUACGACGUCGGAACCGAUAACUACGACACGAGCGACAAGAAGCGGUCGCCGGCGUGGUGCGAUCGACUUUUAUACCGCGGUCUAGGUAGGAUCAAACAAGUUGACUACCGUCGACACGACGCUGUUCGAGUUUCGGAUCACAGGCCUGUGAGUGGACGGUUUAAGAUCAGAGUUAAGACGAUAAGUACGAAAAGGCAGAUCAUAGCAAGGGAGAAGUGUGAAGAGGAGUUUGAGAAGGUGAAGCGGAGGAUUGCUAUGGAUAUCAAGCUCGAUUAUCUGAUCAAUGUCUUUGGACUGGGUACGAAGGAGGCGCAGAGAUUACUUAAGGUCUGACACGGUUGUCCUACGCGAUUGGUUGAGCGAUUGAUUAUAGGUUGAGGUUUCCCUGCGCUGCAUUGAAUGCGUGUGUCUGUGUGUGUGUGUGUGUGUGUGUGUGCGUGUAUGUGUUAGUGUCGUGCUGUAUCUGAAUAGCCAGCGAUCUUUUGUCAUCGUUUGCGCACGAAGGACGGAAGGAAGAGAUGUUGCAAGCCAGAGUCGUGACUAGCUGAACUGCUGAUGUCGGGAUUUGGGGUUGGUGUCGUGCAUUUCAACCCGCCAUCGACCCGGUCUCGAAUGGAAUGGAAUCGGCAUGCAUGCCAUGUCAGGUGUUGACGAGCGAUCAUGGUGACGUCAAAACGCGUAUCCCAACACUAGUGGAUAAAUACCUGGCGAUGGGGUGGAAAGCGUGAUCGCUGUCUAGAAAGCAUCGAUGAAAUAAAG